UGCUUGAAUCCGACAGUUAGUGACGCUGAAGCCAGUAAAGAAGGCGUGCGUGCUGCUGCUCUGCGGGGCCGUUUACCUGUUUAAAGAACAUUACGAAACCCACAGUAGAACCCUAACCGACGAUGGCUGAAGGCGAUAACAAAAGCGCAAAUAUGCUGGCUCAGGAAACGGCCCAGCUGGAGGAGCAGCUGCAGGGCUGGGGUGAGGUGAUCCUGGCCGGGGAUCGCGUCGUGCGCUGGGAGAAGCCUUGGUUCCCUGGAGCCCUGAUGGGUGCCACCACCAUUAUUUUCAUGCUGAUUUACUAUCUGGACCCAUCAGUGCUGACUGGGCUCUCCUGCGCCGUCAUGCUGCUCUGCCUAGCAGACUACCUGGUGCCCACCCUUGCACCCAGAGUCUUCGGCUCCAAUAAGUGGACCACCGAGCAGCAGCAGCGUUUCCAUGAGAUCUGUGGUAACCUGGUGAAGACGCAGCGUCGGAUCAUUGGCUGGUGGAAACGUCUCUGUGCCCUCAAGGAGGAGAAGCCCAAAAUGUACUUUGCCUCAGUGAUCAGCAGCCUGCUGGCAGUGGCCUGGAUCGGACAGCAGGUGCACAACCUGUUCCUCACCUACCUGAUUGUGAGCUUCCUGCUGCUGCUGCCCGGCCUGAACCAGCACGGUGUCAUCACAAAGUACGCGUCCAUGGCCAAGAGGGAGAUCAACAAACUGCUCAAACAGAAGGAGAAGAAGAACGAGUAGACGGAGGUGUGGAGGAGUCUGACAAGAUGAACCACGACAGGAAAUGGAAGGUGGAGGGAAGUUGUUUAAAGAGAAGAGAAGGGAGAGGAGAGCAGAGAAAAGCCUCCUGCUUCUACGGUCUCUGCCACAGAGCAGGACGCACUUUUUUAUUUUGAUCACAAUUUGGAUAAGUUUCAUUUCUCUCUCCACCUUUUGACAUUUGAAACCUCAUCACCCAUUUUUUUUUUUUUCUUUGAACUUACCUGUCAUGCAUGCAUCCAUCACAUGAAGGUUAUGUUAAUAUUGUCACAGCACUGAAAAGUUCAGCAACACACACACACACACACACGCUCCCCCUGCCAUGUACACGGUUUAAAUCUCCCUUCUGUUUCUUAGUUUGAGUGUGCUUCAUUUUAAGAUGUCAGUAAUGCUUUUAAGCCAUUCCCUCUACUUAGACAAAGUGACUACUGAGCAGUUUUUGUAGCAUUACUGCAUCAUUUUAACCCUCAUAGAUUCCUCACAGUAUUUUAUUUUCUUUUUUUUCAGGACAGUUUUUGUCACGUUAGCACAGGUCAUGUAAAUUUUCCAGUUUUUGCUAAUUCAGCUUUGGUUGUAUUUAAAAAAAAAAUUACGCUGAAACAAAACUGGAUUUAAAGUUGAGCUUGUCAGGAGUUGAACUGUUUCUAGAUAUAAGCCUACUGCUGUACUGCUGCUAGCUGGACUCUGGUCUAUUAGCUCUUCUCUAAAACCCCACAGUGUGUAACUGGUGUGGGGUUUCUCUGUGUAAAUAGACCGACAUGUAUUUCCUUCACUCUGUCCUGUCAGUCCUCCUCUUCUGUUAUUUAUGUGUUCUUUCCUCCUCAAUCUCAUCCUUUCUGGUUUGUUUACCGUCUUUCAACUCAUUUCAUUUUUUGUCUUUAUUGGAGUUCUUUACGAAAAUGAAUAAAGUUUGCUUUAAAUUAA
Messenger RNA from Anoplopoma fimbria (sablefish), 1676 nucleotides. RefSeq names its product ADP-ribosylation factor-like 6 interacting protein 1 (gene arl6ip1). The record is from RefSeq and is a predicted model, not a curated record. NCBI's taxonomy places the organism in Eukaryota, Metazoa, Chordata, Actinopteri, Perciformes, Anoplopomatidae. The coding region runs from base 123 to 734 and encodes 203 amino acids. The transcript has 6 exons.